Bombina bombina (fire-bellied toad) is the source of this 1486-nucleotide messenger RNA. RefSeq names its product pre-mRNA processing factor 18 (gene PRPF18). The record is from RefSeq and is a predicted model, not a curated record. Lineage: Eukaryota; Metazoa; Chordata; Amphibia; Anura; Bombinatoridae. Bases 102 to 1154 code for a protein of 350 amino acids. Gene Ontology annotation, cellular component: U2-type post-spliceosomal complex; U5 snRNP; U4/U6 x U5 tri-snRNP complex. The transcript has 11 exons. Gene Ontology annotation, biological process: RNA splicing; generation of catalytic spliceosome for second transesterification step.
UUCCUCGUUGGACGCUGAGAAAGGGCCACUUCCGCUGUAAACAGGAAGUAGCGGGUGAUUGUACAAUCGGUGAGGUGACAAACGUUUAGCAGUGCUGAAAGAUGGACAUUCUUAAGGCUGAAAUAGCUCGAAAAAGGAAACAGCUCGAGGAGAAGCAGCUGUUUGGGGACGGUAGAAAAUACUUUAAGCGCAGUGAGCUUGCUGAAAAAGAGAAAGAGGCUUAUUUUGAAAGAUGCGGGUUCAAGCCUGUAAAUGAGAAGCCAGCAGGAAAGGUGCAGAUAGAAGAGGAAGAGACCCCGUCUUCAUCUGGCAACCCUGUGCUGGAACUAGAGCUAGCAGAAGAGAAAUUACCGAUGACUCUUUCACGGCAAGAGGUAAUCCGGAGACUCAGAGAAAGAGGGGAACCUAUAAGGCUGUUUGGAGAAUCUGAUUAUGAGACCUUUCAGCGUCUCAGAAAAAUAGAAAUUCUUGCUCCUGAAAUUAAUAAGGGUUUGAGAAAUGACUUAAAGGCUGCUCUUGAUAAAAUUGAUCAGCAAUAUCUCAAUGAAAUUGUGGGUGGUCAGGAACCAACAGAGGAAGAUGCCCAAAAUGACCUAAAAGUCCAUGAGGAAAACACCACGAUUGAAGAGCUUGAGGCUUUGGGAGAAUGUCUCGGACAAGGAGAUGAUAACAAAGACAUGGAUAUUAUCAACAAAGUGCUUAAGUUCCUUCUAGGUGUCUGGGCUAAAGAUCUGAACGCAAGAGAAGAUUAUGUGAAGCGUAGUGUGCACGGCAAGCUGGCCAGCGCCACCCAGAAACAAACAGAAUCCUAUCUCAAGCCACUCUUCAGAAAGCUAAGGAAAAAGAACCUGCCUGCUGACAUCAAAGAGUCAAUAACAGACAUAAUUAAAUUUAUGUUACAAAGAGAAUAUGUAAAGGCAAACGACGCCUACCUUCAGAUGGCUAUUGGUAAUGCCCCAUGGCCCAUUGGGGUCACUAUGGUUGGUAUCCACGCUCGUACUGGUCGUGAGAAGAUUUUCUCCAAGCAUGUGGCUCAUGUCCUUAAUGAUGAAACACAAAGAAAAUAUAUUCAGGGACUGAAGAGGUUAAUGACUAUUUGCCAGAAGCAUUUUUCAACAGAUCCUUCUAAGUGUGUUGAGUACAAUGCUUUGUGAAAGCUACUUUCUCUACAGUUAAAUUGUAUUUCAGCAAAUCCAUAUUCCAUCCCAGAACUACGUUGCAGACGUCUCUCAACUCUUGCCAAAUAUUGCUGGGAACAGCACUGCAGCCACCACCCAAACAAAUGCUCUGUAACACAUUUCUGUUUUAUAGAAAUGCGUGGCGUUUAAGUCCCUCUAAUAAUGACACAUCCAUAUUUAAUAUGGGCAGAUGAGAAGGCAAUAUUUAUUGUCACUGUUGAUUUGCAUCUUUUUACUUUCUAGAAUUGGACAAUUUGUAAAUAAAUGAAAUAAUAUUGUUAUCCACCAUUAAAGUUUUAUGGAAAAUA